CGCAAAUUCAACAAGCUAAGUAACCACCAGAACUAGCAUGGCUCUGACGACCGUUCUUGCUGUGAUGGCGCUGUUGAUUGUCACAGUAGCUGCGCCGCCAGCGGCCGCCCAGCUGCUUGGGGGGCUGAUCAGCAACAUCUUGAUCAGCGGCACUGUGCCAUGCACCACCGACACCACUGCUAUCACCCCAACAACAUCAGUUUUUCCAAAUGCCACUGUGUUACUGCAAUGCGGUCAAUCCAUCAUCGCCAGCACGGUCACUAACAGCAAUGGAGCAUUCUCGAUCCUGACGGGCACCAACCCGUUGACGCAGUUGCUGUCCUCGUUGUUGGAAGUUUGCAAGCUCGUCGUCCCGACGCCACUCUCCGCUUGUAGCCCGAUGUUGCCGUCCACCGGGUUCCUUCAAUCGCCCCUGCAACUGCUCUCCAACAACGGAUUACUCGGUGGAAUUCUUGGUGUGAUCACCAAUAUCAUCCCCUCUGGUUUCAAGUUGGUUCAGUAGAUCCAAAAACUAUGUCAAAACUAUAUGCAUGUCGUCGUAGUAUUAUCUGCGUGUCCACAGUGGAAUAAGCCGGAUCUGUAAUAGCGUGCGCAUCUAUAUAUGUUCCAAAGCAUAAUGCUUUACGAAUAUAAAUGAUAAAGUAAUUUGAAGUUUUAAGUAUUA
Messenger RNA from Zingiber officinale, 664 nucleotides. RefSeq names its product phylloplanin-like. Bases 38 to 502 code for a protein of 154 amino acids. Lineage: Eukaryota; Viridiplantae; Streptophyta; Magnoliopsida; Zingiberales; Zingiberaceae. The transcript has 2 exons. The record is from RefSeq and is a predicted model, not a curated record.